AUGUCGGCUCAGAAACCAAAGGCUCUGACCUAUCGAGUGGAGAAUAUCCCCUUUGGAACAACCAAAGAACAGCUCGUUAGGAAUUACUUCUAUGUCAAAGAUCAGGCGGAUAUCACGGUAAAAUCGUUGGUUCCUGCCGUCGAAACUAUCGAAGGCGAAGAUGGUGACCUUACAGCUACUAUUAUGUUCCACCCCUAUGAGUCGAUUCCAGGUGGUCCAAGAGUUCAGGACGAUUCUAUUACAGUAGACAAGGACUUUCGUGGGUUCACACCUGUAUAUGUUCCACCAGUAGAGAAGGGACCUAUUGUCGCAGACGUCAUCGCCGUCACAGGACUUGCAGGCCAUGCGUUUGGCUCAUGGGCACACUCCGAAACGCACAUGUGGCUGAGAGACUAUCUACCAAGGGAUGCACCAAAUGCGCGGAUCUUGACCUACGGUUAUCACUCUAAACUACAGGGCAGCGACUCAGUCAGCAUCCUACAAGAUCAUACCAACAAAUUUGUUCACAGCCUAAUCGAUAUGCGAGAGGAGGGCCAAUGCGACAGUAGGCCAAUCAUUUUCAUCGGCCAUAGUCUGGGCUGCCUGAUUAUCAAAAAGACUUUAACUGAUGCCAUAUCUCUUGGAAUUAACAGCUCCCGUAUACCUGUUAGAGAGAUCAUAUUCCUAGCAGCUCCACACCGUGGUCUGAAUAUCACCGCCCUCCAGACCUUGGUCAAGGGAGAAGCAACCGAGCAAAUGGUUUUAGAGCUCCAAUCAGAGUCUCCGACUUUAACCUGGCUGAACCAGAGUUUUACUCGAUUUGCACGAGAUAUUGAUAUCUUAACCUGCUACGAGACUAAACCGACAAAAACAGCAAUCGAUGCUGAUGGCGCCUGGGUACGCGAAGGGCCACCUGUUAUGAUGGUUAGUCGCGAUUCGGCCCAACAGUUUUAUCCUAGAGAGAAACUGGUAUCUGCAGAUUGUGAUCAUUCUCAAAUUGCGAAGAUCAAGAGAGGCCAGAACGGGAUCUACCCUGCUGUCAAGGCAGCCGUAAAACAUGGGCUUGUCAGCACAGCAAAGAUUGUUGCUGGAGCAGGAGCUGCAAUGAAUGAAAGUUCGCGAUUUGAAUCGAAGUUCCGAGACUUACACAUUGGACCUAAUCAAUCAUCCCCGCCUCCCUACCCGCCUGGUAAUCUCAAUGACUCUGGAUCAAGAGAGUCAGCUAUCGAACCUGGUGGAGAAUUUCCCCUUGCUUUUGGAACUGCUCCUGAUCCAGUCCAAGAGCCUUCAAUCACACUCGAGGCUGAACCUACAUCAACAACGACGACGAAUCCUAAAGACAGCUCUCCACCUUGCACACCGAAGUCCAAGAAUUCCGAUGUUUUAAUCACAUCCCCUACUCAGUUACAAGAACAAAAUGAAACUUCACAUGCCGCAAUGGUCAAGGGGGCUAAUGUGACAUCUUUAUUCGAGGCUAAAGAGUCCACAUACCUUGCUGAAUUGGAUGACGAUUUAAAAGCAAUGUCACGAGAGUUUAAGGAAGGCUUUAGAGAUAAUCUAAAGAAUGCACAAGAUGUAGAAUGUAAACGAUGCGGGGAUGUGAUGGCUGCCUUGGGCUACCAUUACUCUUGUCCGGAAUGCGAAUUCACGCCGUUCAUUUGCCAGGAAUGCUACGACCUAAUUGAGAACUGCCGGAUUCAUCACAAAAAGUUGCUGAAACGAGACUUUAAGCCCUGGGAUACCGUGUUUGGCAUAUUCUAUGUUGAUCCUAACGUCACUACCGAAGAUAACGAGCUAAUUCGAGCUCUUAAGCAAAAUAACCUAGUAAGGUUAAGACAAUAUGCACAGAUCAGAACUCUCCUGGAUUCGCAAGAUCGGCUAGGGUUUACCCCUCUCCAUGUCGCAGCACAACUAGGCCUUGCAGAAGGCACUGCAUUGCUAAUUGAAUGCGGUGCGCUUUUUGAAACUAGGAAUCACCUGGACCAUACGCCACUUCACACCGCCGUUGACGCUAAUCAGAUUCAAAUCGCCCAGAUCCUCUUGGACGGUGGUGCAAACAUUGAAAUAACAUAUGGCAAACUUGGCACGAAAGCACUACACCUUGCUGCUUCUUGCGUUAUGUACCACAUAGUCACUCUUCUGGUUCGAAGAGGGGCCGAAAUUGACGCGCCGAGUGAUAAUGGAACUCCUCUUUGCAGGGCAAUUGGGGAGCCGAAAAGCCACAAAUGUGUCGAAGCCCUCUUGGUUGCUGGAGCUAAUGUGAACUGCAAAAGCCGUGGAAAUCUGGAAACACCUCUUAUCCUUGCUUGCAGAAUCGAGGACCACGAAACUGCAAGCACCAUAGUCGAUCUCUUACUUCGCUAUGAUGCAGAAGUUGACUUGGCGAACAAUGAUGGAUAUACUCCCCUAAUGGCGGUGGCAGAAAUGGGACAUCUUGACGCCUGCAAAAGUUUGCUAGAGAAAAGCCCCCAGUUGGAUAUUCAGUCUAGCAAGACAUUAAGUGAAAAUGCCAUUUACUUCGCAGCUAGGGGUGGCCAUGAGGAGAUUUUAGACCUCUUGAUCGCGGAAGGUGCAUCAUGCUUGCCAACUAAGGCAGUGUCUGGAAGAUUUUCCUUGGGGACGCCGAAAUGGAAAAGCCUGGAAUUUUUACCAGAUGUAACAUCAGAGUGCAGAAAAAAGAUACUGAGUAAAUUACGUGCUGCUAAGCAUAACUAGGCAUAUAUCAAUUCUCAUAUUUACCGCACGUCGCAAAUCAAAAUGGAGACUCACAGUCGAUAUUGAGAUAUCUCCGAAGGUUGAGGUUACGCCAAUGUACCAAGAAUGCACCAUGCGCACCUCAUGUUUUCUUGAUGUGGUGGAAAAGUAGCUGCGUCGUCGCCAUCAAAGUCUUUGAAUGGAAAGGGG
Pseudogymnoascus verrucosus is the source of this 2883-nucleotide messenger RNA. RefSeq lists its product as uncharacterized. The record is from RefSeq and is a predicted model, not a curated record. Bases 1 to 2694 code for a protein of 897 amino acids. Gene Ontology annotation, molecular function: protein binding. Lineage: Eukaryota; Fungi; Ascomycota; Leotiomycetes; Thelebolales; Thelebolaceae. The transcript is spliced from 7 exons.